AUAGUUGAUUCAGAGCAGUGGACUUUGCCCGAACGUGAGCAAUUCCCAUAUUAUUUCAAUAAACGAGAACAAAGAAAGAAAGAGUUAUUGGCGCACUGGUCGAAAAUCGAGAAGUCCUGGGAUGAUCAGCUGGCGUCCAUUCAAACAGAACUUCCGAAGUCGAAAAGUACCACCGCGCAAAAAUGAUUUUGUUGUAGUCAGCUUCGUUAUUUAG
Anisakis simplex (herring worm) is the source of this 214-nucleotide messenger RNA. The record is from the annotation of a GenBank genome assembly. NCBI's taxonomy places the organism in Eukaryota, Metazoa, Nematoda, Chromadorea, Rhabditida, Anisakidae.